Durusdinium trenchii is the source of this 1334-nucleotide messenger RNA. The record is from the annotation of a GenBank genome assembly. Lineage: Eukaryota; Dinophyceae; Suessiales; Symbiodiniaceae.
GUUCCGAACACGUCACGAGUUCACCCGUCGGUCGGGUGGACCGGUUUGCUGAACACCGGUGUUUCGGGAUGGCUUGGUCGGCGUGUUUGGGAGGAGCUCCAAGGGGCGUCCUUGCGGUGCUUUUGCUUGGCUGCGCCAGCGCAGACAGUGGUGACAUCAUCAAGAAGGUCGUGAACACGCCCUGGUGGCCUGCAGGGAGCGAGAAGACGGCAGAAAGUGUGGGGAUCAUAUCCCAUGGCUUCGUUUACAUGACCGCCAUGAUGGAACUGAACGAGACGCUCGAGAAGACCAUGCUCCAAGAGACCUGGGACGUGCGCGACAUCGCUUUUGCGGCGGGUGCGAAUCUCUCCGAUCUCGUGGAUUGCCUCGUGAAUGCGCCCAAAGGUCAGGGCGAGACGGUGAGAGCGGCGCUGAUGUCUGUCCUACCAGCGUCGGUGCGUGCCUCGCCACCCGCCUUGACGGUCGUUGAAAUGCCUGGCGAGUAUCAGUUCGUGGGGAACUCCAUCGCCUGCGUGGCCAACAUUCCGGAUGGCAAGAGCGCUCGACAGAGCUGGAGGCAUAAAGGUAUCUACGCAGUGUCAGCCAGAGGGCUGAUGUUUCUGGAGGGGAGCCUGGCCAGUUCUGACUGUGAAGGAGAUGCCUUUCAUGAAACGGAGGAUAUCGCCCGGCGGAUGCUGGAGACCAGUGGUAACGACUCAACCCUGGUCGAUUGCACUGCAUUUGUGGCCCAAAUCUCGGAGGCGUCGGAGGUCCGACGAGCUAUCAAGGAGGUCACCCAGACCACGAAGGUCGUCCCCGCGUUGACCAUCGUGCAGGCGCAGCGCUUGCCGAAGAAGUCAGUGCUUUUGCGAUGUACUGCAGAUGUGUCCGGAGGAGCUCAGCAGCUAAGGUCUGAGUCCGAGGAGUCCACAGAGGGCCUGGUUUUGACUCAGAGCUUCGCCUUCACCUCAGCCCAGCUGGCGUGGAAUUCCACUGGCCUGGAUGCCCUUGAGAGCUUGGGGCGCUUGCUGCAGAGGGCCCAGUUGACCCUCAAGGAAGUCAUCAGCUGCUCCUUCUUCGUGAAGGAUCAGAACAAGGUCUUUGAUCUCUUCGGAGGUUUCUUCCAAGUCUUCAACCAGGAGCUGAUGCGAACUGGUUCUCCGCGGGAGAAUCCACCUCCACCAGCUCGAGGUGAAUACGAAGCGCCCAGUGAAUGUGCGGAGUGCCAAGUGGCGGCCAAGUGCGUCGCUGCGCGGAAGGCGCCCACCGACUUGGAGAUGUUGGUGUGAAACCGACGGGCGAAACGAAAAACGGGCCGCCGCGGCGGUCAGAGCAUUGGUCAGAUGAAUGGAUCG